AUGACUGUUUACGGAACGAAGCCAAGCGUGAACUCUCGUGAUGCUGGUGUAUACGACGUGUUAGUAGUGUGGCUUGGUCGUCGUUGGAGAAGUAGAGGGUUUGGUAUUCAGACGCCGCACGUUCACACGUCAUUUGCCGAGCCAAUGGGCGCAUUAUCUCCUUUACAUACAAGGCGUGGACCUCUGAAUGAUUUGGUGACGCCAACGCCUGAUUUUGCCGAAUUUGAUUAUUUGCAUGGUUGUCCAAAGCUGCUAACUGUGACAAGUGAUGAAGACUGCCAGAAUGUUGCUGUUGCUUUCUCUGACUUGGUCUUUUCUUAUAUUUAUAAAGCUAAUUGCUAUAGACAGUUUCAGGAUAAAUUACAAAUAGAGCUGGAGCAAAUACUGGUGCAUACGACGGAUCACCAAAAGAAAAUUUAUGGAGAGAUUACCUUCCUCACUACCGGCGAUUACCCUUCUGAUGAUAUCUCCAGCAGGCUGAUGCCAGUAUAUGAACUCAAAAUUUCGGAACCUGUACCUAGCUGCAGUAAAGAAAUUGAGAGAGAACCAAUUGUGGAAGAUCCAUGCACUGAUGAUGAAAUAAAUUGGCUUGAUGAAGGUUUUGACGUUUGGCCACCAAUCAACUUGUCCCAAAAAUUCUGGGUUUUCGCUCGUGAAUAUCUCGACCCUGUAGAUGAAGAAUACUUGCAGCAGUGGUGGUCAAGUAUUGUUCAACUUUUUAGUAAUGAUGGUAUCUCAAAGUCGCGGUCCGAGUUGUGUGAAGUGACAGCGAAAAAAAGUGCUCGUUGCGAAACCAUACUGCACGAUCGUAAAAUCAGCUCUCUGCCGUCUUUUUCGAAAUGGGAAUGGGGUACCCUGACAUCGCUUCACCGAAACAGGUCUUUCAUAUCCAGUAAGAAUAGCUCCUCACCCGUCAGGUUGAAGCUGCUCAACAACGAUUCAUCUCCACCGCCCAGUAAAAUAGCAAGAUAUGAUAAAAGACCGCUGUCACAGUCAUCAGGGAAAACUAUAUCAUUGCUCGAUGAUCUCAUCAGCGCGUAUGUCGGUGGAAAAAAUGAAAAAGAUCCGGUCUCAUUGGUUCAUCUUGAGGGUAAUGAUUGGAUAAUAAAAAAUGAAGGGACUGGAAGGGAGGAUGUAUUUCGAGUCGCUCAUCCAAAUGGUCUCGCAUCUGAAGAGAAUGGUGCUGCCACUUGUGGGGAUGCAUUGGAAAUGUUAAAUUAUGCUAUAGCUGAUUACCUCAGUAGAUUUGAUAAAAAGUUUGAUGCAAAUAAAUGCAAUGAAGUAAUCCAAGAAAUCGUUGGACCGGAAGAUGUGGAAGAGUUAGUUAGGAAAUGUGGAUCCGGUAAAAAACAUAAUAGUGAGGAUGAAGUGUCUGCAGCCUUCAAAAAAUUACAAGCAGAGCUUACUGAGAAAGAGAUACCGUGGCGUAGUAUGGUUGCUAAAAUUUGGCAUCGCUUGCUGGCGGAAUAUUUGCGAAUGAAAUUGGAGCAGGCACUUGACAAAGCAGAUCAGGAAAUGUUUGAAGUAUAUGAUAAAUAUUAUUCGGAAUUUCCAAGACGGCGACCGAUGAACGAGCAGGAAAGAGAAGAGUGCCGUUGUGUUUUGCAACGAAGGAAUGAUGUAGCCCAGGCGUUCUACGGCAAAGAGUAUGCUGUUUUAAGCAAGUGGAAACGUAAGCGUUAG
Cercopithifilaria johnstoni is the source of this 1683-nucleotide messenger RNA. Lineage: Eukaryota; Metazoa; Nematoda; Chromadorea; Rhabditida; Onchocercidae. The record is from the annotation of a GenBank genome assembly.